Messenger RNA from Medicago truncatula (barrel medic), 1001 nucleotides. RefSeq names its product putative F-box/kelch-repeat protein At3g17570. The record is from RefSeq and is a predicted model, not a curated record. Bases 76 to 615 code for a protein of 179 amino acids. Gene Ontology annotation, molecular function: protein binding. The transcript has a single exon. Lineage: Eukaryota; Viridiplantae; Streptophyta; Magnoliopsida; Fabales; Fabaceae.
UCUGAUUCUGAUCUGAUAAAUCCCUCAAACCCUAAAAUCCCAAAAAGAGGGAAAAUCGAAAGCUUAACGACAGCAAUGACGGCGGAAGCAACGGCAGAGUUACCAAAGACGGUGGUUCUCCCGGAGGAACUGAUAAUUGAGAUCAUUUCUAGAGUUGAUUCAAGGAAUACUCUUCAACUGAGGCCCGUUUGCAAACGAUGGAAUUCGCUUAUUACUGAUCCUGAAUUCGUUAAGAAGCACUUUCAGAGUUUGUUCACGGACAUCAGAGAUCUAACUUCUAAGGCUUUGGAACAGUCCAAUGCUUUCAUAUCGCAACAUAAUAUAAAUAACCCGGUCGUGCCUCAAGAGGAAGGAGAAGAAAAUGCCGAAGAAGAAGAAGAAGAUGAAGAUGUUGCAUUUGUUGAUGAAGAAGUUGUUGCUGCUGUUGAUGAAGAAAAAGACGAAUUGAAACGGGUGUUGAUGGAUUUAGUUUCUGACAUGGAUAAUCUUUUGGUGAAUCUUCGGUUUAUCAAAGACAAUACGGAAACUAUCCAUGUUGAUAUGCAAACCCAAUCCCAAGCCUUGGAGGAUAUAAUGAAGUGUUUUCGAAGCUUUGUACGAAUUUAUCUCAAGUGAGAAACAUCUUCAUCAAUCAUCCUCCUCUUAAUUCUGAUUCUGUCUUUUUUCUCUUUUGAAAUGUUGCAACUACUGGUUAUCUGAUUAUCUUAUAUGGCUGCUUGUUUCUGUUUUGAUUUAAUCUGAAACUACAAUGAAGGAAUGUUAGUGAUUUUGAUGCUAUUGGGUUUGUGUUCAGAGAUUGUUCUUGGUCAAAUUGUUGCAAAUGAAUGAUUAAUUAGUUGAAUUGAAUGUAACAACUGAACAAAGAAUGCUUCUUUGACCUGAUAAUACAUUGGCUUCUUCUUGUUGGAACAACCGAACCGAUUCUUUUUAUAUAUUUUAGUGGGAAUUGUAAAAUUAUUUACCGUUGUGGUAAAAUUUCAAUUUUCCAUGUUAGUAUGUCA